Messenger RNA from Rubroshorea leprosula, 1836 nucleotides. The record is from the annotation of a GenBank genome assembly. NCBI's taxonomy places the organism in Eukaryota, Viridiplantae, Streptophyta, Magnoliopsida, Malvales, Dipterocarpaceae.
AGAAAAGAGAGUGAAGGGGGAGUGAAGGAGAAAAGGGAGACAAAGUUAGAGCAAGAGAGAGGAGUGUUUCAGAAGCUCCACUGCUUCGCUGAUUUCGAAGCACGUAACAGAGGGGAGAGGAGUGCAGCUCAAGUUUCACUAAGACACGGACUUUCUUAAUACCUUCCCUUUACUUCAUUCGGGUCUCUUCGCUUCUGUGAUUCUACCUCAAAGGCUCAAACUCCCUUUCUGUGCAAUUUCUAAGGAGACAUAACACACCCCACUGCUUUAGGGGUUUUGGUUUACGGGUUUUGAGAAAAUGCUGAGGAAAAGGAGCAGGUCCAAUCAGAAAGAUCAGCAGACGAGUCAUCUAACGAUGUCUGGUUCUGGGUCUGAGUCCUUUUUCCAAUCUGAUGUUUUAGGGAACAGAAACAGAAACACCUCAUUUUUCAGUGUCCCUGGUUUCUUUCUGGGGUUAAAUGCAAAAGGUUAUUCAGAUUCUGAUUCUGUUAGGAGCCCUAAGUCUCCUCUAGAUUUUAGGGUGUUUUCAAAUUUUGGGAGUCCUUUCAGAUCCCCUUUGUCACCUUCUAAUGGGCAUCAAAAGAACUGGGAGUAUGACAAAGUGGGCUUAGGCAUUGUAGAUUCUCUCUGCGAUGAUGACAAAGUAGCCGGAGAAGUUCUCCGGUCAUCUUCAGAUGGUAAGACUAUCCUUUUUGGACCUCAGAUGAGGAUUAGAACUCCAAGUUGUGAAACCCAUGUUGAUUCUUUUGAGGCAGCUAAAUCUUUGCCUAAAAAUUAUAUGCUUUCCCCUCUUACCCAGAUGAAAUCUCCCAUAAACAAGGGUAUCACCGAUGUUGUUUUUGAAAUCGGAGAAACCCCAUUUGAUGCUGAACCACUUGGGAAAUUCCUUUCUUGUUCAUUGGAUUCCUGCAGGUCUUUUUUGGCUGUACCUGGUCUUUCUAACAGCAACUCUGAUUCCUGGGCAAAAUUUGCAUCCCAAGCUGGUUCUCGUUCACCUGUGAUCCAAGAAAGCCCAAAUUUGAACAGUUUUUCACCUACAACAAAUGGACCUCCUGAACUUCUUUCAGCUAGUGAGAUCGAGCUCUCUGAGGACUAUACCUGUGUUAUUUCCCAUGGGCCUAUCCCCAAAACAACUCACAUUUAUGGUGACUGCGUUUUCAAAUGUGACAACAAUGUGUUGAGCAGUGCCGUUGGGAAUGAAAAGAAGAAGAUUGAAUCUCCUCCAGUGGAUAAAAACUCAGUCACUCUGUAUCCCUCAAAUGCAUUCUUGAGCUUCUGUUACUCUUGUAACAAGAAACUUGAAGAGGGAAAAGAUAUUUACAUAUACAGGGGUGACAAAGCAUUUUGUAGUCUGAACUGCCGAUCUCAGAAAAUUUUGAUUGAUGAGGAAAUGGAGAAGGCCAUGGAGGAAUCUUCAGAGAACUCACCACAAGUGGAGGAUGACGAGGAAAAGCUUUAAGAAACCAGCAUGUUUUUGGCUACAUAAGGCCUUUCCAGCCAUGCCCAUGAUUGAUGAAACAUCAAGCAGACGAGUUGAUCAUCCGUUCCCAAAGUGCUGUUUGUGUGCAUCUUUUAGCAGCCAUGGAUGAUCGUUUUUGUGUAUUGCUCUGUUUGCUAAUAGCUGUUCGACUAUCAUGAGCAAGUUUACCCCUUUCUCGAUUUGUUGUGUUUUCAGCAUAUAUCAAAUCAAACAAGAUAAUUCUCUCCUCUUUCUGGUAUUGCAGGUCAAGUCUAUAAUAAUCCUGCAAACCAGAACAAUUUUCACUGUAAUCUGUAGUUCUGUAUCUGCCCGUAUUGUACUUGAACCUGUUUUUAAACUAAAAAUUUUCUAUUAGG